AAUGUGAGAAGAAUUGUAACAUUUCUUCCUUCAUUCGGUUGAACCACCACCCACCUUUUUCUAAGUUUCUUCCUUGGCCAAAUUGUUGUAACAAUAUUUGGGCAACCCUUUCUUCUCUCUUUCUCUACUAUUAACCUUUAAGAGAAGCUCUCCCACACGCUUCCAUUUCAUCACACAAAAUGUGGACUUACAUGUGAUUAUUGGUUUGUGUUUAAAAUAUUAUAUAUUUAUAUCAAAUUUUAAAUUGAUAAUACUAUGUCGUGCUAUGUUUUUGUGUUUACGGUUAUUUUAGUUUAUUUUUUUAUUGUAUAUGUAUAAUGUAUUCCAGCACCCAUUUUCAGAAAAUUGAUUAACCUAAAACCCGUAUAUAUACAGCCAUUUGCUUUCUAUUUAUGUCAGUGUAGUUUGCAUAUGAUGGAGGAGUGAAACAGAGAAGAAGUGAUGAAAGAGUUUACAGCUUUAAGACAGUUUUGAAUUGUUUCCCAAAUAUUUUUACUUGUCAAAAGCCCCAUCAGUGCCUUCACAUUGUUCUUGCAACACUUUUGAUUCUCUGAAAAUGGCUGGAAUGUGUAAAAUGGGGUCCGUCUUAAAGUUCAUCGGAGGGGUUUUGAAUAAAGCUGUGAGCUUCGUUGUCUUCUCUGUUCUUGACCUUCUUGAUUUCAUCUUAUGUUAUGGAUACAAAGUGGCUGAUUUCUGUAUCGAAGCCGAGUGGCGGCCUUGUUAUUGCUCCUCCGCUAAAGAGGCCAUCACUAGCAGCGGCAAGAUCUUAGUCUCCGAACAAGGGGAAUCCAAGAUUGUUUCCCUGAAUUCAAGCAAGUUGCAACUGGAGGAUAUAUCGGAUACCCUUUAUUCACGUCCUUCGUUAGUGGCCGAGGUCUCGAAACUCACCGUUAACGAGCUGAAGAAGUUCAAGUUAGACGGUACCGCCAAGACGAAGAAAGGGUCGACGAGAUCGACAUUUACCAUCAACUCCAUCAUUGUAGAAAUGCUUCAAGGCAAGAUGGUCGGUAGACAACUGCAUCAUAUCCCUACAUGGUCUGAUUGUGAUUGUAAAUUUUGCAAUUCUUGGACAUCUUCUAGUAAAGACACACUUUAUGUCAAGGCUCAGGGACCAAAGGAUAAUAAAGCACGAGAAGAUGUGAUAUUCAUCCAUGGCUUCAUUUCAUCAUCAGCAUUUUGGACGGAAACUUUAUUUCCCAACUUCUCAAACACUGCUAAAUCAACUUACAGGUUCUUAGCUGUUGAUCUUUUGGGUUUUGGGAGAAGUCCAAAGCCAGCUGAUUCACUUUACACCUUAAGAGAACAUGUGGGCAUGAUUGAAAAAUCAGUGCUGGAAGCAUACGAGGUUAAAUCUUUUCACAUUGUGGCUCAUUCUUUAGGCUGUAUCUUAGCCCUUGCUUUAGCUGUAAAACACCCUGGUUCCAUCAAGUCUUUAACCCUACUUACACCGCCAUACUUUUUGGUGCCAAAGGGUGAAGCAGCAACACAAUAUGUAAUGAGAAAAUUAGCGCCCCGACGAGUGUGGCCGGUGAUGGCAUUUUGUACAUCAUUGGCAUGCUGGUACGAGCACAUCAGCCGGACGAUUUGCCUGGUCAUAUGCAAGAACCACCGGCUAUGGGAAUUUCUUACCAAACUUGUCACCAGAAACAGGGUGAGAACAUUCUUGAUGGAAGGGUUCUUCUGCCACACGCAUAACGCGGCUUGGCAUACACUUCACAACAUUAUUUGUGGCACCUCCACCAAACUCGACCGCUACUUGGACGUCGUUCGUGACCGAAUGAAGUGCGAUGUCAACAUAUUCCAUGGCAAAGACGAUGAAGUAAUCCCGCUCGAAUGCAGCUUUAAUGUUCAAAAAAAAAUCCCUCGUGCCCGAGUUAAAGUUGUCGAAAACAAAGACCACAUUACCAUUGUUGUCGGCAGACAAAAGGUCUUUGCCAGAGAACUAGAGGAGAUUUGGAAUAGAUCAUCAAGAAGCCAUUAAAAGAGUGCCAUUUUAAUUAGUUUGGAAUUUAUAAGAAGGAGAAAAAAAAUCAGUGAAAUUUGCGUAAAGAUGACAUGAGAUUGGCAGGCUUUUUCGUUCUAUGUUAAUUGCUUAAGACCAAUGUGAGAUGGUUUGGUGUGUCCAUGUUGUGGAAAUUGCUUAAUUAAUUGUAACCAUAUCUAUGAUGAAACAUAA
Molecule: messenger RNA, 2176 nt
Organism: Gossypium arboreum
Lineage: Eukaryota; Viridiplantae; Streptophyta; Magnoliopsida; Malvales; Malvaceae
Product: probable lysophospholipase BODYGUARD 3
Exons: 4
Coding region: 557-1981 (474 amino acids)
Source: RefSeq, a predicted model, not a curated record